Molecule: messenger RNA, 1698 nt
Organism: Scedosporium apiospermum
Lineage: Eukaryota; Fungi; Ascomycota; Sordariomycetes; Microascales; Microascaceae
Product: U2 snRNP auxilliary factor
Exons: 6
Coding region: 1-1698 (565 amino acids)
Biological process (GO): mRNA processing
Cellular component (GO): U2AF complex; U2-type prespliceosome; commitment complex
Molecular function (GO): poly-pyrimidine tract binding; pre-mRNA 3'-splice site binding
Source: RefSeq, a predicted model, not a curated record
AUGAACGGCGAGGGCUACUCUCGAGACGGUGGCCGGAAGCGAGAUUAUGCUUCGCGUGGCGACCGCGGCGAGGAGCAUAGGCGAGAUCGCGACCGAGAUCGAGACCGAGACCGAGAUGGGCGCCGCGAGCGACGACGAUCAAGAUCCCCCAAUUACCGAAGCUCCAGGCGCCGCGACGAUGAAACUGAUGCGUAUUCUUCAAGCCGAAGCCACAGGGAUCGAGAACGGGAAGAUCGGUACUCUGGUCGAGAGAGGCGUGGAGGCGAGCGCGAGUGGGACCGCGAUCGAGGCUCUCGUAGGGAUGGUAGGAGAGACGAAGAUGAACGGCCCGCUAGGCGAGAUAGAGGUGACGCUUUCGACGAUAGACGCCGUGGAGGACGCGACAGGGAUGACUUUGGCGGCCGCGACCGGCGCCGAAGCCCAUCUCCUCCCCCGAAGCCUCGCGAGCCUACUCCGGAUUUGACCGACGUAAUCCCGAUCCUUGAACGCAAGCGUCGCCUCACGCAAUGGGAUAUUAAGCCACCUGGGUAUGAGAACGUCACUGCGGAACAGGCCAAGUUGUCGGGAAUGUUCCCGUUGCCUGGUGCACCCCGCCAGCAAGCCAUGGACCCGGGCAAGCUGCAAGCGUUCAUGAAUCAACCAACUUCGCAAGUAAACCGAGACGCUUUGAAGCCUACCCAUUCACGCCAAUCGAAACGACUCCUGGUAUACAAUGUCCCGCCCUCCCUAACCGACGAGGCCCUGCAAUCCUUCUUCAAUCUGCAACUUAAUGGUCUGAACGUUAUCGAGGGCACGGAUCCUUGUACCAGUUGUCAGGUAUCAAAGGACCACACAUUCGCCCUUGCCGAGUUUAGGUCUGCCGCAGACGCUACUGUUGCUUUGGCUUUGGACGGAAUAUCUGUGGAUGCUGAUGAGGCCAUGGCAAAUAACGGAUCUGCCGAGCCUAAGGGACUCGAGAUUAAACGCCCUAAGGAUUACAUUGUUCCCGCGAUAGUGGAUACGCCUUACGAGCCUGGCGUCGUCUCCAAUGUUGUUCCUGACACGCCUAAUAAGAUCAGCAUCGCCGACCUUCCUACGUACCUUACUGAUGAACAAGCCACUGAACUCCUUGUCUCUUUUGGCGAGCUCAAGUCUUUUGUUCUUCUUCGAGACCAGCAUACCGACGAAUCGCGGGGCAUUGCCUUCUGCGAGUACGUCGAUCCUUCGGUUACAGAUAUUGCGAUUGAUGGACUCAACGGCAUGGAGCUUGGAGACAAGAAACUCAAGGUUAGAAAGGCUAGUAUUGGCAUUAAACAAGUCUCGGGCAUCGAGAUGGGAGUCAAUGCGAUGUCCAUGCUUGCCGGAACAACGUCCACGGAGAGCGAGGAGAGCUCAGUUGUUCAGCUGCUUAACAUGGUAACUCCGGAUGAACUGAUGGACAAUGACGAUUACGAAGAAAUCUGCGAGGACGUUCGCGAUGAGUGCGCCAAAUUUGGCACCAUUGUUGCCCUCAAGGUCCCGCGACCCGUUGGUGGCAGCAGACAGUCACCUGGCGUCGGAAAGAUUUAUGUGAAGUUCUCAACAAAAGACUCUGCGACGAACGCUCUCCGAGCCUUGGCCGGUAGGAAAUUUGCUGACCGGACCGUUGUCACUACUUAUUUCCCGGAGGGAAUCACGGUUCGCGCCACCUUCGGCUACCAGUACCACAACUCAAGGUGA